UUGGGUUGUGGUCUUCUCCUCCUGACAAUUUAGUCUUAUGUAGGUGGUUACUAGUGUUUCAGAGGAACAUACUGCCUCCGUCUUGAAGGUACACUACCUCAAAUGUAGUGGUUGUAUGUUCUCUGGAAUAUUGAUAACCACGUAUAAGACUGGUGUCACAUCCCAGAAGAUCACAGUCUGGUAAAAAUAUCAACAUUCCUUAGUUUUUGUUUAUUUUAAUUUUAAAUUAUAUGAUCAGUGCUGUUACACUUAAAAUGCUGUAAAGCAAAUUGAGAAGAUGCUGAUUAGAAAGAGCAGUUGUUCAAUUUCAGAGAGUGAAUGUGAUGUUGGAGUCGCCAACAGGCACAGGCAAAACUCUGAGCCUUUUAUGUUCUUCUCUUAGCUGGCUUACCAUGAAGAAGGCCCAGCAACAGGCAGAGUCCCUAGGACUGUACAAUCUUCCAGAUGGUGCCUUUGUGACUGGGCUGCAGAAUAAACUGAGGGAGGCAGAAGGCCCUUUGAACACAGCUAGGACUGGUGCCUCAUCAUGGGAUUCUGGCAAUACGCAGGUUAUCUAUGCCUCACGGACACACUCGCAGUUGUCACAAGCCAUUCAGGAACUGAAGUAAACUGGCAAUGUGAACACGAAGGUGGCAGUUCUUGGUUCUCGGGACCAGAUGUGCAUCCAUCCUUAAGUGUCAAAAAAGGAAAACAAUAUUGCAAAGGUCAAUUUAGAAUCUGCUUUGAAAAGAAAUUUAAAAAAUGUGUAAGAUUGUAAUUUUGAAUUGAUGUUUUAAGAGGAAUUGAUGUUUUAGAGAUGAGUCAUGGAAGAAUUGAAGGUUGUUUCCUUGUAAAUCUUCUUCCAUUUUUAAAUCAUCACCACUGUAGCAACCAAUCUGAGUAAGCCUCUGUAAUUUUGAUGUGUACAAAGCAAUUAAAGCUGUUUUAUACCAUUACCAAAUAUGUUUAACAUAAGAAUAAAUACAAACUGUAGGUACAGUUUGUAUACAAAUUUUGGGCAAAUGGUAAUAAGCAUUUGGAACUUAAGGUAGUGCACUUGACUUCAGUCUUUAGCUUGGAUAUACUAAUGCAAAGAUUUUUUUUUGUUUCCAGAAAGUGAUCAUGACAGUCCAUAUGUCAGAAGAUCAAUGUUUUAAAUUCUGAGUUUUAUGUGUUAUAUUUAUUAGAGUAAUGUGUAAUUAUUUAUCUUCAUAUGCACAAAUGUCUGGCAUAUAACAGGAGCCAUUCAUGCUGUUAAGAAUCCAGAAUAAGAGGUUCACAAUUUCCAUAUCUGAAAUUCUAAUAUUUGGUCUUCAAAUUUUAACCUUUAUUAGAAUCUAAC
Messenger RNA from Zootermopsis nevadensis, 1321 nucleotides. Its product is annotated as regulator of telomere elongation helicase 1 homolog. Gene Ontology annotation, cellular component: nucleus. NCBI's taxonomy places the organism in Eukaryota, Metazoa, Arthropoda, Insecta, Blattodea, Termopsidae. Gene Ontology annotation, molecular function: DNA helicase activity; ATP binding; DNA polymerase binding. The record is from RefSeq and is a predicted model, not a curated record. Gene Ontology annotation, biological process: negative regulation of DNA recombination; negative regulation of t-circle formation; telomeric loop disassembly.